AACUUGCCGCGAUUCUAGAUGCAUAUAACAAAGAACCGGAAAGUCUGGAUAGCGUACCCCCAGACAUGACUCAUGCAGUGCAACAGCCGCCGAGUCAAAAGCCUGCGGCUGAGUUUGGGGUAUCUGGAGAAGAGAGUGUGGACGGUCCCAAUAGCGGAGAACAUCCAUCCAAGAGUGUCUACGAACGGAAGACCAGGGGAGCGAAGAUAAAAAAAGAAAAGGUUUUUUAUCCGAUGCCA
Molecule: messenger RNA, 239 nt
Organism: Sphaeroforma arctica JP610
Lineage: Eukaryota; Ichthyosporea; Ichthyophonida
Exons: 2
Source: RefSeq, a predicted model, not a curated record